Camellia sinensis is the source of this 387-nucleotide messenger RNA. The record is from RefSeq and is a predicted model, not a curated record. NCBI's taxonomy places the organism in Eukaryota, Viridiplantae, Streptophyta, Magnoliopsida, Ericales, Theaceae.
AUGGUGGUAAGUCAAGGUCUCGGUGGUAGUAGCCCACCUAGGUCCCGAAUCUACACCGACAUCAAGUUCAACGGCGAGUGGGUUUUCCCGCCUUCUUCGGUUACUGACCCGUUGAUGGCGUGGACUCAGCUUCUCUGCCUCCAAGGCCGCAUCGAAGGUAACCAGGAUUCAAGCCCAUCGUCGCCUCCGGCACCAAUGGCAACAAAGCGAUGGAGGCAGUUCGCGACAGUGAUCGAAGAGGAAGAUGACCGUGAGGAUGGGGUUAGGAAGAGGAGGACGCUGGUGAGGAAGCUUGAGGAUGAUUUUGAUCGGGUAGCGACGACGAGUGGGUUGGGCAAAAGUAAGGGAAGGAAGUUGAAGUUCAGUGAAGAGUGUGUUAAUAGGUGA